GCCUGUUGACGCGCCCGAGGAAGCAUCGCUGAAGGCUCUCGUUUCCCUGCCGUCAUGUCUAAGUCAGAGUCUCCCAAAGAGCCGGAACAGCUGCGGAAGCUCUUCAUUGGAGGGCUGAGCUUCGAAACGACCGACGAGAGCCUGAGAAGCCAUUUUGAGCAAUGGGGAACACUCACGGACUGCGUGGUAAUGAGAGAUCCAAACACCAAGCGAUCCAGGGGCUUUGGGUUCGUCACAUACGCCACUGUGGAGGAAGUGGAUGCUGCUAUGAAUGCAAGACCACACAAGGUGGAUGGAAGAGUUGUGGAACCUAAGAGAGCCGUGUCGAGAGAAGAUUCUCAGAGACCGGGUGCCCACUUAACUGUGAAAAAGAUCUUUGUUGGUGGUAUUAAAGAAGACACUGAAGAACAUCACCUGCGAGAUUAUUUUGAGCAGUAUGGAAAGAUUGAAGUGAUUGAGAUCAUGACUGACAGAGGCAGUGGAAAAAAGAGAGGGUUUGCUUUUGUCACUUUUGAUGACCACGACUCUGUGGACAAGAUUGUUAUUCAGAAAUACCAUACUGUGAAUGGCCACAACUGUGAAGUCAGAAAAGCCCUGUCAAAGCAGGAGAUGGCUAGUGCUUCAUCCAGCCAAAGAGGUCGAAGUGGUUCCGGAAACUUUGGUGGUGGUCGUGGAGGCGGUUUUGGUGGCAAUGACAAUUUUGGUCGAGGGGGGAACUUCAGUGGUCGUGGUGGCUUCGGUGGCAGCCGUGGUGGUGGUGGAUAUGGUGGCAGUGGGGAUGGCUAUAAUGGAUUUGGUAAUGAUGGAAGCAAUUUUGGAGGUGGUGGAAGCUACAAUGAUUUUGGCAAUUAUAACAAUCAGUCUUCAAAUUUUGGACCAAUGAAGGGAGGAAACUUUGGAGGCAGAAGUUCUGGCCCUUAUGGUGGUGGUGGCCAGUACUUCGCUAAACCACGAAACCAAGGUGGCUAUGGUGGUUCCAGCAGCAGCAGCUAUGGCAGUGGCAGGAGGUUCUAAUUACAGCCAGGAAACAAAGCUUAGCAGGAGAGGAGAGCCAGAGAAGUGACAGGGAAGCUACAGGUUACAGCAGAUUUGUGAACUCAGCCAAGCACAGUGGUGGCAGGGCCUAGCUGCUACAAAGAAGACAUGUUUUAGACAAUACUCAUGUGUAUGGGCAAAAAACUCCAGGACUGUAUUUGUGACUAAUUGUAUAACAGGUUAUUUUAGUUUCUGUUCUGUGGAAAGUGUAAAGCAUUCCAACAAAGGGUUUUACUGUAGACCUUUUUUCAUGCUGUUGAUUGCUAAAUGUAAUAGUCUGAUCAUGACGCUGAAUAAAUGUGUCUUUUUUUUCUUUUUUUUUCUUUUUUCUUUUUUUCUUUUUUUUUCUUUUUAAAUGUGCUGUGUAAAGUUAGUCUACUCUGAAGCCAUCUUGGUAAACCUCCCCAACAGUGUGAAGUUAGAAUUCCUUCAGGGUGGUGCCAAGUUCCAUUUGGAAUUUAUUUAUAAUUGCUUGGGUGGAGAAGGCAUUGUCUUCAAAAACCUUGGUGUAGUUAAACUGCCAGUUACUGUUGUGACUUUAAUGAGUUUUACCAUUGAAAGGGUCAUCCAAGCAAAGUCACAGUUUGGUUACAAUAAAAUGGUUGUGGGCACACCCUAUGCAACAUCAAAAUUGAAUAAUGGUAUCAGAUAAAAUAACAGAUGGGAAUGAAGCUUGUGUAUCAUCCAUUAUCAUGUGUAAUCAAUAAACGAUUUAAUUCUC
Messenger RNA from Peromyscus californicus insignis, 1756 nucleotides. Its product is annotated as heterogeneous nuclear ribonucleoprotein A1-like. NCBI's taxonomy places the organism in Eukaryota, Metazoa, Chordata, Mammalia, Rodentia, Cricetidae. Bases 55 to 1014 code for a protein of 319 amino acids. Gene Ontology annotation, molecular function: RNA binding. The record is from RefSeq and is a predicted model, not a curated record. The transcript has a single exon.